AUGUAUUUCAAUCUACCUUCUGGGCUUCACUCUGUCGUAUAUAGUGCAUACACCCUGAGUACCCUUACUCAAGCAUAUGCUGCUGUUCUUAAGCCCAACGAGUAUCUUGAUCUGCUGUCAAACCCAGAUUCGAAUGAUUCUUGGAACCUCAGUUCAGAUGACCUGACAAGUUUAGCUUGGAAUCUCAAGCAGAAUGACACAAAUGGCAACUCUUUGCUGGGGUCCUUGGAUGCAUCUCAUUUUGACAAAUAUUUGCCAGAUCGGCGACGGCAAGUGAUUGCACCUUGGGGUGAUAGGAGGACUACGAAUGCUGAUCCGAACGAUGUGCCAGCCACAGGCAUCGUCCGAUCCUACAACUUUACCAUAGCCAGAUCAACGCUUGCUCCUGACGGUGUGCAACGUCCUGUUAUGCUCAUCAAUGGCCAAUUCCCUGGCCCUACGAUCGAAGCAAAUUGGGGCGAUACAAUUCAGGUCACUGUUAACAACAACCUUGACAAUGAAGGUACGUCGCUUCACUGGCACGGCCUGCUACAGUCGAACACGAAUGAUCAGGACGGUGUGCCGGGCGUAACUCAAUGUCCGAUUGCACCGGGUCAGAGUUACACCUACAGCUUCAGAGCAAGUUCAUAUGGCACGACCUGGUAUCAUGCACAUUAUUCUGCUCAAUAUACUGCUGGCCUCUAUGGCGCCAUGGUAAUCCAUGGACCAACCGACAAUGCGCCUUAUGAUAUCGAUUUGGGGCCAGUACUGCUUGCAGACUAUUAUUAUCAGGAUUAUUAUAGUACUGUCAAGGACGUGAUGGGCACCGAUCUAAGCAAAAUCUCGCCAUUAUCCGACAACAACCUCAUCAAUGGCAAGGGCAUCGCGAAUUGUGCUUCAUCUGGUGGAAGCUGUACGCCCAACGCCGGUCUCGCAGAGUUUCAGUUCCAAACUGGUAAGACUCAUCGACUACGACUCAUAAAUGCAGGGGCAGAGGCCACACAAAAGUUCAGCAUUGACAACCAUGUAUUAACUGUAAUGGCUGUCGACUUCACUCCUAUCGUUCCCUAUCAGGCGACCGUACUCACCUUAGCAGUGGGUCAGCGAAUGGAUGUCCUUGUCACGGCGGCUGGAAGUCCCGCCGACUCCGUAUAUAUGCGCAGCACUAUCUCUUCCUGCAGCAGGUACAAGCAGCCAAAUGCGCUGGCCCUAAUGUAUUACCCAGAAGCGGACAAAAACGUUUCUCCAAGCUCGCAACCACAGACAGAUGAUACAGAUCCUUGUGCCGAGGCCGAUAUUGCUUCUAUCGUGCCUUCUUACAGUAUUUCGCCAACCAACCAGCCAGAGCGGGUGUAUGAAAUCGACAUCACUGUGAACCGCAACGCUACAGGCAACAUCCUCUGGGCAAUAAAUAACAGCACUUUCCGAGCUGACUACAACAACCCAACAUUACAGCUGCUCCGAAGUGGAGCGUCACUAAACUCGUUACCCUCAGACUCGAAUCUUGUCGACUUCGGAGCAUCGAAAUCAGUACAGCUCCUCAUCAACAACUUUUCUCCCGUCGCACACCCGAUGCACCUACACGGCUACGACAUGUUUGUUCUUGCCGCGGGUGGUACUGGACCGGCCUCGACUGCCACAAAGGUGGUCUGGGAUGGUUCUGUCACCAACCCGCAGAAUCCUCUACGGAGGGAUACAUUCCUGCUACAACCGAACGGGUUCAUGGUCGUUCAGAUCAACUCACUAAAUCCUGGUGUCUGGCCACUACACUGCCAUAUCGCUUGGCAUGUUUCUGGAGGGCUCUAUCUUAACUUGUUGACGCAAUCACAAGAUAUUGCUGACACAGGUAGAGGCUCAGAUCUGACUGAAGGGCUUUGCGGGAGCUGGAACGCGUUCACUGGCUCGUUGGCGCCUGAUCAGAUCGAUUCGGGUCUGUGA
Lithohypha guttulata is the source of this 1917-nucleotide messenger RNA. RefSeq lists its product as uncharacterized. The transcript has a single exon. The record is from RefSeq and is a predicted model, not a curated record. Gene Ontology annotation, molecular function: oxidoreductase activity; copper ion binding. NCBI's taxonomy places the organism in Eukaryota, Fungi, Ascomycota, Eurotiomycetes, Chaetothyriales, Trichomeriaceae. Bases 1 to 1917 code for a protein of 638 amino acids.